AUGUAUGCCUACGGAAACCACUACGGCGUGACCAACAAAACGAAGCAAUUUCCCCAGUUGACCCAGUAUAUCCACGCUUACAUGCAACAUCAUCACAAGAAGCCUUUAGGUUGUAAUGCGAUAUUGGUCAGUUGCAAUGCCAAACAUCCAGUCCACCGAGACCUGCACAACGAUGCUGAAGUUCCGAAUGUCGUUAUUGGUCUAGGAAACUAUCGGAAGGGUAGACUGUGGGUGGCUACAAGCCACCCGGAACAAGCGCAUCCUACCAGCCGCAAGGUGUUGCCCAAUGGGCAAACUGUGGUGGGCCAAUACCACGACAUCUACCAGAAGGCCCACAGCUUCUACCCAAAGGAGUGGCACGGACCCGAAGCUUGGACCGGAACUCGAUGGGUUAUUUCAGCAUAUUGCAGUCGGGGUUCGGAGUGUUUGGGUUCGGAGGAUCAAGGGUUACUUCAGACUUUGGGUUUUUCACUUCGGAAGCCGGCGAGUGAGUCCCACAAACAUGAGGUUCAUGCGAACGAAGAAAAGCCCAAAGAAGCCCCAAUGACCACGACCGAGAAAGAACGAAUCCGCAAACAGUUGUACUUGCUUCAUGCGGCUACGGGUCAUGGGAGCACCCGCCACUUGAUCGAAGCCCUCAAACGUCGGAAAGCCAAACCCGAAGUCUUGGAGUUAGCUAAGCAGUUCAAAUGCUCUAUCUGCGCCGAAAAGCAAAAGGUUACCCCUCGACAUUUAGCGAGUUUGGAAGUUCUCCCUCCGAGAUUUCACACCAUUGCGGCCGAUAUAGGACAUUGGCAACACCCUCGCACUAAAGAAAGUCACCAGUUCAUGCUUAUUGUGGAUGAGGGAUCUAGAUUCAGGGUGGCUCGGUUUCUGGCCCAGGGCUCCAAACAACAGCCCAACGCGGCCACUUGCCUCCAGUACUUACGGGAAGGUUGGAGCCAGUACUUUGGACUCCCGAGAACAUUGAGGCUCGAUCCCGCAGGCGCGUUCCGGAGUGAAGCCGUAGUGUCUUUCUGUGAGCGAAAUGGCAUAUUCUUGGACAACAUCCCAGCAGAUGCACACUGGCAGUUGGGAGUAUGCGAACAGGCCGUCCAUGGCCUGAAAACAGUGAUGACCAAACUUGUUGAUGACGACGAUGAUAUCACUGCGGAGGGUGCUUUGACAACCGCUGUUCAGACCUUCAACAGUCGGGAACAGAUUCGAGGAUUUUCACCCAUGCAACAUGUUUUUGGACAGAGUCCCGACACCACGGGACGUAUCAUAGGCGCCACCGACCGAGUUCCAGAGGAGCUGAUUACUGAAUCGGCAACAUCCGACCUGCAAGCCGCUGCAUUGAGACGCGCAUCGGCUGAGAAGGCUUUGGCCGACUGGCAGGCAUCCCAACGAAUCUCGCGAGCUAUGAAUUCACGCACCCGACCCGUCUUCGACUACCAACCUGGCGAGUUAGUGUAUUAUUGGCGAAGCCAGGUGUCAGGCCAAAGUCGGAAACACCCCGGGAGCAAACAUGGCUACUUCCUGGGGCCAGCCCGGAUCCUUGCGACAGAGCAGAGACGCGACGCUGAAGGGCACCUGUACCCGGGCAGCGCAGUUUGGUGUGUUCGAGGCCGACACCUAGUGAAGUGCUGUCCUGAGCAAUUGAGACGGGCCUCGGAACGCGAAGAGCUUUUAGAAGCUCUGGCUGGAGAACACACUGGAGAUGCCACCCCGUGGUCCUUCGACAAGGUCGCCGAAGAGAUCGGUGGCAACCAAUAUGAGGAUGUGUCACAGGAACGGCCACCCCCAGAAGAGUGGCGUCGUGCUCAGGAUCCAGAACAAGAAGUGCCUCCAGCCCGUUUCCGAGUGCGAGGCAAGCGUGCAUUGCCCCAGUCGGAGGCAGGAGAGAUGGAGGUCUGGAAUGAGGAGGAUGCCACCCCCUCACAGCCCUCAAGACCAAGCCGGAGGAUUGAAACAUCGAAUCCUCAGGGUCUCUACACCAAAGGCGAGGCAUGGUACACUACUGUGCCGGAGAACUCCUGGAGCACAUUGGCCUCAAGCUACUGGUCGGACCAAACAGCAGCUGUGGAGGUGGAAGUGGAGCUACCCAAUGAUGAGGCGGGAUUCCGACGAGCUACGAAUAACCUACGAGCCUACUUCACCGGAGCCCUACGACGUCGUGCAGUGGAGGUACACGAGCGCCAUUUGAAUGAUGAGGAACGGACCGCCUUCAAGGCGGCCAAAGAAGCCGAGGUACGCAACUUUGUGGCUGCUGAGGCCUUUGAGGCUUUACCGGAAGGGUUGCGACCCUCCAAGGACCAGGCAGUCAACAUGCGCUGGCUGCUCACCUGGAAGGUCCGGGAGGAUGGUUCUAGGAAAGCCAAGGCUCGGGCAGUCCUUUUGGGCUACCAGGACCCGAGCUAUGCUCAACGAGAAACCGCAGCCCCGGUUAUGUCGAGGCAGACCAGACAGUGUCUACUGCAGAUUGCCGCCAACAACAGGUGGGACAUCCAUAAAGGCGACGUCACUGGAGCUUUUCUCCAGGGCCGAAGCUAUCCUGACACCUUGUAUUGCAUACCAACUGAUGAGAUUUGUCAGGCAAUGGGUUUGAAGGCUGGGACCAUCACAAGGCUCAGGCGAGCCUGCUACGGAUUGGUGGACGCUCCACUGGAGUGGUAUCGGACGGUCUCAGAGUUCUUUGAGGAGAUUGGCCUCACUCGCAGUUGGUCCGAUGCAUGCUGUUGGACCUACAGGGUUGGAGGGGUGCUCAAAGGCCUGAUAGCGGGCCAUGUAGACGAUUUCCUCUUCACAGGGUCCUCGACCGACAAGGGCUGGCAAGACAUCAUUGAGAAAAUCAAGACGCGUUUUAAGUGGGGUGAUUGGGACACGAAUGACUUUGUCCAAUGUGGGGUCCAGAUUCGUAAGACGGCUGAAGGCUUUGAGUUAUCACAGGAGAGGUAUGUGACUGAUAUUCCGGACGUGCCAUUGAACAGCCAGAGGCGGAAGGACUCCCAAGAACCAACCACCCCUUGGGAGAAAACCAAAUUGCGGGCCUCACUGGGCGCCCUGAGCUGGCAUGCCCAGCAAACGGCACCCCAUGUGGCAGCCGAGGUAGGCCUACUUCUUUCUGAGGUCAAUUGCAGUACGGUGGCAACCAUACAGCGCGUGAAUCAGUUGGUUCAGUGGACCAAAGCCAGAAAGGAUUACAAGCUUCAGAUUCAUGGAUUUGGUCCUUCGGAAGUUCUGGGAGUUUAUGCUUGGGUCGAUGCGGCGGUGAAUGGCGAGGACGAGAUGUUUUUCCUACGCUUUCAGUGGUCUGAGUUGAUGUAUGGGAUUGCCAAUGUUAGAGAGAAGGAUCAGAUUGUGUCACGGGUUCCUGGAUGCGUCAUCACUGAUUCCCGGAAUGUCUACGAUAAGAUGAUGAGUGAGGUGGUGAGCAUAAAGGGAGCUGAGAAAAGAGCGAACAUAGAAUUAUUGGGACUGAAAGAGUCUCAAUGGGCCGGGAGCAAAGAACUGGAGCUCUAUUACAAGAUGGGUUUCAAAUGGCGAAUUGUUGAGGAUGAGAAGAUGCGCUCAGCUCGACGUCGCAAAGCUCAAGGUGCCUUUGAGGUCCCUCGCUUGCAGCCAGUUCUUCGUGACGGGCGCGAGGUUGCCAACUUUGCAGGGCAUCUCCCGGCGGUUGAGGCAGUGAGCCGGAUCAGCCGUUGUCCCAGGUUGGCCCUGAACGACAGUAAGAACGUUCUUUCCGGGCAUUCCGGCAUUCGGUGA
Molecule: messenger RNA, 3744 nt
Organism: Symbiodinium sp. CCMP2592
Lineage: Eukaryota; Dinophyceae; Suessiales; Symbiodiniaceae
Source: the annotation of a GenBank genome assembly